UCGCGUGCGCCGUCUUCUCCUGCAUGGUGGAUAUUUUGCUCAGCUCUUCUUUCUUGGAUGAUAUGGGGGAUCAUUCCAAAAAGAAGCCCGGAAUCGCGAUGUGUGUGGGCUGUGGGAGUCAGAUCCACGACCAGUACAUACUGAGGGUCUCGCCGGACCUGGAGUGGCACGCCGCGUGUCUCAAGUGCGCCGAGUGCAGCCAGUACCUGGACGAGACCUGCACUUGCUUCGUCCGGGAUGGCAAGACCUACUGCAAACGAGACUAUGUAAGGUUAUUUGGGAUUAAAUGUGCAAAAUGUGACGGCGGCUUCUGCAGCAGCGACCUGGUGAUGAGAGCGCGGGACAACGUGUACCACAUGGAGUGCUUCCGGUGCUCGGUGUGCACGCGGCAUCUGCUGCCCGGCGACGAGUUCUCUCUGCGGGACGACGAGCUGCUGUGCCGGGCCGACCACGGCCUGCUGGUGGAGCGGGCCUCCGCCGGGAGUCCCCUCAGCCCGGCCGCGAGCGUCCUGCCCAGACCGCUUCACCUCUCAGAGCCGGUGUCGGUGGUCCGGCACCCUCCCCCGCACCGGGGCCACGUCCACAAGCAGUCGGAGAAGACGACGCGCGUCCGCACCGUGCUGAACGAGAAGCAGCUCCACACCCUGCGGACCUGCUACAACGCCAACCCGCGGCCGGACGCGCUCAUGAAGGAGCAGCUGGUGGAGAUGACCGGCCUGAGCCCCCGGGUGAUCCGGGUCUGGUUCCAGAACAAGCGCUGCAAGGACAAGAAGAAAUCCAUCCUCAUGAAGCAGCUCCAGCAGCAGCAGCACAACGACAAGGCUAAUUUGCAGGGGAUGACCGGUACUCCCUUGGUGGCCGGCAGUCCCAUUCGUCACGACAACACCGUGCAAGGGAACCCGGUGGAGGUGCAAACUUACCAGCCGCCCUGGAAGGCCCUGAGCGACUUCGCCCUGCAGAGCGACCUGGACCAGCCCGCCUUCCAGCAGCUGGUGUCCUUUUCCGAGUCGGGCUCCAUGGGGAACUCUUCGGCCAGCGACGUCACCUCGUUGUCGUCGCAGUUGCCGGACACGCCGAACAGCAUGGUGCCCAGUCCCGUCGACACGUGA
Lampris incognitus (smalleye Pacific opah) is the source of this 1109-nucleotide messenger RNA. RefSeq names its product ISL LIM homeobox 2a (gene isl2a). Gene Ontology annotation, molecular function: DNA-binding transcription factor activity, RNA polymerase II-specific; cis-regulatory region sequence-specific DNA binding. The record is from RefSeq and is a predicted model, not a curated record. Gene Ontology annotation, cellular component: nucleus. NCBI's taxonomy places the organism in Eukaryota, Metazoa, Chordata, Actinopteri, Lampriformes, Lampridae. The transcript is spliced from 6 exons. Gene Ontology annotation, biological process: axonogenesis; neuron fate specification; positive regulation of transcription by RNA polymerase II. Bases 24 to 1109 code for a protein of 361 amino acids.